AUGGAGCGCGCCAAUCGCAAGUACAUCCUGACGCAAGGCCCGCUGGCGUUCACCGUCAGCCAUUUCUGGCUCAUGGUGUGGGAGCAGAACUCGCGCGCCAUCCUGAUGCUCAACAAAGUUAUCGAGAAGAACGAGCUCAAGUGCCACUGGUACUGGCCGCAGGGCGUCGGCGAGCAGCACAAGAUGACCCUCGUGGACGUCAAGCUGACCGUCGAGCAGAUCAGCGAGGACGAUCGCAACUACUACUCGACCAGGGUGUUCAAGAUCGUGGACAUGGAGAGCUCUGAGAGCCGCGAAGUGAUCCAGUUCCACUACACCACCUGGCCGGACUUCGGGGUGCCCUCGUCGCCCGUGGCGUUCCUGGACUUCCUGCAGACCGUGCGCGCCUCCGGGACGCUCGAGCCAGACGUGGGUCCGCCGGUGGUGCACUGCAGCGCCGGCAUCGGCCGCUCGGGCACCUUCUGCCUGGUGGACUCCUGCCUCGUGAUCAUCGAAAACGAGGGUCUCGCCAACGUGAACGUGCAGCAGAUCCUUCUGGAGAUGCGCAAGGACCGCAUGGGGCUCAUCCAGACGCCCGACCAGCUGCGCUUCUCCUACCAGGCCAUCAUCGAAGGCACCAAGCGGAUGGACCCCAACUGGCAGGACGACAAGGAGAGCUUGUACUCGUCGGUGCAAGAGGAGACCGAGGCCGACGAGGAGGCGCCGCCGCCGCCGCCGCCGCGCGCCGAAAGCCUGACGCGAGCGCCGGCGCGUCCUCUGCCGGCCAUUCCCACCAGCACCUCCUUGGGCAACUUGGCCUUCCCCGCGGGCCAGGAGUCGUCGGACGAGGGCCCGCCCACGCCCCCCGCGCGCGGCUCCUCCCCCUCGGCGCCCGCGUCGUCGGCCGACGACGAGGACGACGAGCCUGUAUCCACACCGACUGAAAGCACCGACCGCAACGAGCUUCGCCGACGUCAUACACGCGAGUUAGCGGACCGCGUGUCGGCGAUGAAGCGGCGCGCGCGCGAUGCGGACAAGUGGCACGCGCUCAAGAGGUUUAAAUCAGUCGAAACACCUCAGAGUGAACACCGCGAGGGGACAGGCGCAUAGUAAAUUUGAACGGUACUAACGGUAAUGUCACAGUUGUCAAUGCAUCCAGUGAGCUAACGCCAUUUGUGUUCGUGGGACAAGUGUCAUCUGUGUAAUGUUAUAUAAUAAAUCAAUAAGGGUUGUCGCUUUGUCUAAUGCAUUAAAGUACAAAUAUUUUUUUAAUAUUAUUUAAGAAUUAUUGUAACUCAAAUCAAUUCUGUUUAUUAUUAUACUUACCUACUUAUUUUUACUUAAAAUUACACGAUUGACACAAUUAAAUAUUUAUGAAAUUGCUUAAAUAAAGCUCAUUUUUAUACAACUACUCUACAAGAAUAACAUAUUGAUUUUAAUUAUUUUGUAAAAAGACGUACUAAAUCAUACUUAGGAAUCAUAUUUUACACAUCUGUCACUAACAAGUUGCCUUUUUGCUUUUCAUGAUUUGCAUGUUUCAUUAAAUUGUGUGAAAAUGAUCAUUAUAAUACCUAUAAAAUUUAUUUUCAUUCCAAAAUAUUUAGUUAGUGUUCCAUCUCAUAUUGUUAAAUUAGAUUUAUUUACAAAAGAAACUUUGAAAGCUAAAAUUACAAACUUUUGAACACUGUCAACGCCUUGUAACUAAUUCUGUAAUUAUUGAGUUGAGUAAGAAUCUAUGAAUCUCAUACAUAAGUAUUUAAACAAUAUGCAGUCAAUGAAGUAAUAGUUUGUUCAGCAGCGCACGCAGAGACAGCCCUUAAUGCCCCCCACCCCACCCCUCGCCCCUGUCGUUCGCGUCCGUUAGCUAACUGCGUAGGCAUGAGACUGUGGUGAUGUUAUGUCAAUAAUUAGAACAUAUCUUCGGCAGAGGUCAGCUUUCUGGUUCUCUGAGUUUACCAUAAGUAGGUUUUAUUCGACUGUAUCGUAGCAGUGUAGCCCGAUUAUUUGGUAUUUUAUUUACCUGGGAAGUUUCGCGAAAGUUUUGAUAACAUUUUCAUGUGCUUCAUAAGACACUCUUCGCCACACUUUGGUCAUAAGCCAAACAUAAUUAAUUAUUUGAUCGUACUCUAUUCAUAAAUAUUUAGCUAAAAAUAAUGACUCAACUCAGUAUAAUAUGUACUUAAAAGUACAGUGGCAAAACACGUGGCAAUGUGAUAAUAUUAAAGCCAAGAAACUAGAUAACGGGAAACUUUCCAGGUGACCUCGUUUUUACACAAAUGAUCAGUCUAGAUUUGCUAGUCAGGAAUAGUCCAGCUUCGUCCGUCCUCAAGACGAUGUGUCAAAAUUAUUCAAUGAUGUUUCAAGUUAUACUGAAACCAUCAAAAACGCAGACAGCGUUCUAUUACUAGAACGGCUGUAAGUUAUAUUAAUUAGUAGGCAUUGUCUGUUUGCCUCCACCAAGCGUUGGAACCUAUGCUAUGGGCAAUUUUAUGUUAUUGUUAAGUAGGUGUAAUACAAAGGAUUCCGUAUGCAAGUAAAAUCAUUUUUGGUCGAGUACCUACGGAACUCUUUAGUUGGCAUAUGUUUAGUUGCUCGUAUGUUUCUCGCUCAGCUCGAGCGCGCACCGAGUCUUCGAUUCUCUUCACUAUUCCAUAUAAAUGUAUUAGACGCUAUACCAAUAUAACUUGUACAUAAACGUGAACUAAGCAAGUUUAAUUUUAAGUCUUAGGAUAUUCAUUUAGUAUUUAUAUGUAGGUAAUUGAAUUAAUAUUUUUGUAAUAAAUCUUUAAUGGGGAGAUUUUCAGCGGACAUUUGUUAGUCUUAAUUGUGGUAUACGACUUUUGAUUUAUUAUUGAUGCACGCUUUAUUUAGACACAAUCGAGUCCAAGGCUGCCGAGACGGAAUGUAGUGGCAACAUUUUUUAAUUAAAUGUGCAUAAUAUUUAUGGUAUUGUCCGUCUCACCUUAGUUCCCCAUCUUGCCAGAUUUAUAGUUAGUAUAAUUUAUGUACCAUCGACAAUAAAAUCGUGUAUUUAUCGUCCCCCAUUAUAGGUAAUGCCCGCGCAUUGGGUGCAUAGAAACUUUUAUCAUUUGUCAUAAUAAUAUGCAUUGUUAAAUCGGAAUCCUACAUAGACAGUAUUAAACGUAAAUAUUCUAUGGCCAGGUAUAAUAUUAUGUGUAUUUUAAUAGAAAUAUGAAUGGUGUUGCCAGAUCGCGUGCAAAGGUACAAUUUUAUUUGUGAACUAGCAAAUGUUUGACGUUCAAUUACUUGACUGCAGAAGUAUCUCGCAGCACGAUGCAUAUACCUCGAGGCAUGCGUUCGGUGAACGCGGUAGAUUGUAUUAAUUUAAUUGUUAAGGGUUCUUAACUGGUAGAUGCUCCGCCGGACGUCUGCCGCAGCAUUUAAGGCUUGUUUCGCGGCGCGGGCCGUGUCCGCAAACUUCUUGUGAUCUUUGUAGAUUGUUUAAAGGUACCAUUGUUUGUUUACUCGCACCCGUAAAAUACUAAUAAUAUACGUACAUAAAUGUAAUCAAAUGUCACGAAAUACAUAAUAAAAUGUU
Messenger RNA from Ostrinia furnacalis (Asian corn borer), 3538 nucleotides. RefSeq names its product protein tyrosine phosphatase (gene Bmptp-Z). The transcript is spliced from 7 exons. The coding region runs from base 1 to 1089 and encodes 362 amino acids. The record is from RefSeq and is a predicted model, not a curated record. Lineage: Eukaryota; Metazoa; Arthropoda; Insecta; Lepidoptera; Crambidae. Gene Ontology annotation, molecular function: non-membrane spanning protein tyrosine phosphatase activity; protein kinase binding. Gene Ontology annotation, cellular component: nucleus; cytoplasm. Gene Ontology annotation, biological process: negative regulation of ERK1 and ERK2 cascade; negative regulation of receptor signaling pathway via JAK-STAT; peptidyl-tyrosine dephosphorylation.